AAAAGACACCCACAUCUCACAUCCCACCCUUCACACUAACCUUUGGCACAAACACACACCCAUCUCCUCCAUCCUUAUUCUCCACAACUCUAGCUACCUGAGCACAAAUUUGUAGCCAUGUUGGGGAAGAGGCCCCAGCCGCGGAUUGGAAAAAUCUCCGAAUUAUUGGUCUCCGGCGACUGCACCACCAAGCUUUUUGAUGCCCUCGGAAGAAGCCCUAGAAGCCCGUUUGACAUGAUGAACUUGAAGAUGCAAUCACCAAAGGGUCUUAAAAGCUAUGACCUUGGUGGUGUAGGUCUAGGAAUUGUGGUGGCCCUUGAUAAAAAAUCAUCAUCCGAGGAACAAGGCCAUGACGUUGUGCCCAAACACGCCGUUAUUUGCACAUCAAAUUCAAACCGAUCCGUACCAAUCCCAGUUAAAAACCAUCAUGGGUUUCAAAAGGGUGUGAAUGAAAUUCCCGUUGGAAGCUCCGAGGAUUACACGUUUGUGACAUACCAUGUACCUAACAACAAGACCAUCACUAAGGUUUAUUAUGAUGGCGGUGAACGUGGAAUUCUAACACAUGGCUGCUAUAAUAUUAACAACAACAACAACAACAACGUUGGUGUUGGUGGUGUUAGAAGAAUCCCACCAACGCAAACUUUAAAUAUUGAAGAAGAUGAACCGUCAUAUCCCACCUCGGAUUUUCUCAGCUCGUGUCACUUGUGCCGAAAGAAUCUCCAUGGCAAAGACAUUUACAUGUACAGAGGAGAAAAAGCAUUUUGUAGCAACGAGUGUCGUUCAAGGCAAAUAUCAAUGGACGAUGAACGCAAGGAACGGUGUAGAUCAGAAGCUUCAAGGUCUGUGGAGAUGUCAAGUUCACCAUAUACAGCAAGGGACCAAAUGUUUUCAACUGGGAUUGUGGCCCUUUAGCGUUUAAUUUCUGUCUCUGGUAGAGACUCAUAUAUACUUUGAAUUCACAUCAUAUAAGGCUAUGUAUGUAAAAGAAAAUUAAGAAAUCUUAGUGGUGUAACCAUAGAAAAUUUUUUGAUCGAAAAAGUAGUAGAGAUUUUGAUUUAGUUGAAUACUAAUAAGAGCUUUCUUUCUUCUUCUUCUUGUAUCUCAGAAAAUUAUAAAUUUGCGAUUUCAAUUGCAGAUUUAGUUUGUUCUGUUUCCUUC
This is a messenger RNA of Glycine soja, 1158 nucleotides long. Its product is annotated as FCS-Like Zinc finger 14-like. The record is from RefSeq and is a predicted model, not a curated record. Bases 118 to 912 code for a protein of 264 amino acids. Lineage: Eukaryota; Viridiplantae; Streptophyta; Magnoliopsida; Fabales; Fabaceae. The transcript is spliced from 2 exons.